AUGGAAAGUAAGAACUGUAUAGUGGAUUAUUUAAAAAAUAUUGAAUUCCACCAUAAGAAGAUUAGUGUCUGCUUUCCUGUCAGUAGAAAAGAGAAAUUAGAAGACAUUAUUUCAAGUGGUAAAGUUGAUAAAGCUUGGUUUAUACCGGGUCAUAUUUUUGUAUUGUAUAAUGAUAAACAACAACUGUCAACGUUUGAUUGUAAACCAGCUCACCUACAGCAAUAUGAAGAUACAGUAUUUUUAGACUUUGUGGAUAUUACCAGUCCUAUUGUUGAUAUAGUUACUGCUGAUAUUUAUCAUAAUGUUAUAUUUAUAAUUUUUAAAAAUGGAACUGUACAAUUAUGGCAAUAUACAGAUUCACAGACAUGGACAUCAAUAAUAGAACUGAAUAUAUUACAUACAGACCACAGUGAAAUUAUUAGUUUCUGUGUACAUGAUGAUCAUAGUGCCAUUUAUUGGUGUGAGAAACAUAAUACAACAGUCUCUAUUUGUAAGAGGACCUUGCCCUCUGAUUUGGAAGAGAAGUCAAUAGGAAAAGCAGAAGUAAUUUUAUCUAAUUGUCCAGUAUCUGAUAUUUUUAAUAUCAAAGAUUUUCUGGCUAUAGUUAUCAGACAGGACGUUAAUCAAGUACCUAUAAAGAUUAUAUGGAGACCCAGUUCAGAUCAUCUGAUAUUAUUUAUAGACGGUACCAAACACAAGAUUGACAGCUGCUGGACCAAUCAAACUAUAGAUUUUAAGAAAAUAUUGCUAAGGUGUAUUCCUGUUAUAUUGCAGUGGAAAUUACCAUUUACAAAAAACAUCACUAUUCAGGACUCUAUAACUAAAGAACUAUUAUCAAUAGGGAAUGAUGGGAAAUCACAAAUUGUAAAUGUUGACCUAGGUGAAAUAGGAAGAGUAAGCAUGACACCAUUAGAUUUACCAAAUGAUAUCAAUGUAAAUGAAGCAAACUGUUUUCUAUCAAAUGGUUUUUUAGGAGUAUGUGGUAAAUUUUCCGUCAAGAUAUACAGUUUACAUACUGGAAAGUUAUUACAAAAUAUGAGAUUUUUAGAACAUUCUGUUAUUAUUGGUCCAGUAAAAUGUAGUAAUCAAGUUUAUACAGGAGCAAUACUUACUCAGUCAGAUUUCUUCAUUAUACAGAAAACGACACAUGUUGAUCAGCUAGUUAGUGAAUUAUCAGAUAAUGUUACAUUUCAAACUGAUGCUUUAGAAUAUGCUAAAUACUCUCAGAUAAGAGAAGAAGAUGAAGAGAUUAGGAAGAAAUUAGAAAAUUUGAAAAUCAAAUGGUACAAAGAAAAAGAUGAAACACCAAAAUCACAACUAAUCCAAACAAUAGGACCAUUUAUUGAAGAAUUCUGGAGACUCGAAGAGUUGACUGGUAGUAAAAUGGCAAAAACUCAAAUAAAGGAUAUAGAAACAGAAAUUGAAGCUAUUUUAACAGAAAACGUAAACCAACCAUUGGCAUGGCAACAAUCAAAGUUAAUGAUAUUAUGUGAGAAAUUCCCAUCCAAUACCUUACAGAUGUUCCUUACUAAGUUAAAUUUUCAUCAAGAUUGUGUUAAUGAUGUUGAUAUGUUAAAAUGGAAGAAAGUUUUAGGAUUAGAUGUAACAGAUCCUGGCAGUCAGAAAUCCUUCAUUUUUAAUCAAAUAUGUAGAUUAAUAUAUAAAUUAUAUCCAGAAUAUUUGGUUAAGUUUGUAAACAUGGCACAACAAGUUAGUGAGAGGAAUAUUGGUGUUUCAGCUUUUGUUCGAAAAAGACAUUUGUUACAGUAUUAUCAGAAGGCUUUAGACUGUCUACCUGACCCAAUGACCUCUACACAACCUAAACUAGCAGUUCUAUCUACAUCUCAACUAUUGUUAGCAUCGGGAGAUAAGAAUUGCUUGAUUAAAGCAGUAAGAUAUUUAUUACAACAUGAAGAGUGGAAUGCAGUAUUUAAAUUAUUACAAGAUAAUCAGAUUGAAAUGAAGCAGAAAUCAAUGCUGUUAUAUUUACUGGUAACACAUUUAACUCAGAAAGGGAAUUUAUCAGAAUAUAAGAAAGAUCUCUCUCACCUUAUUCCUAAUAAGGACAGUUGUAUAAACAUUAAAGACAUUUUUGAAGAGUCUGAAAACACAAAUCUACCAACUAAGAGUCCAGAGCAACCAGCCAUAUCUUCUAUACAGCCUUUAUUAAAGGAUUUAUUUCUGGAAGAACAAUAAUCAAAACUAAUAUUUCUGUGAUAACUAUGGCCUCGGGAAUGAGACACAUGUAUAGAAAUAUGAAAAUGUCAUAAUUAAAAAAACUUCCAAACAUUGUGCAAUAUUUAAACCAUUUCUACAUUUGUUAUGUUUUGUAUUUAGUAAAGAUAGAUUUU
Lottia gigantea (owl limpet) is the source of this 2351-nucleotide messenger RNA. RefSeq lists its product as hypothetical. Gene Ontology annotation, cellular component: lysosomal membrane; BLOC-2 complex. Gene Ontology annotation, molecular function: protein binding. The transcript has 19 exons. Bases 1 to 2196 code for a protein of 731 amino acids. NCBI's taxonomy places the organism in Eukaryota, Metazoa, Mollusca, Gastropoda, Lottiidae. The record is from RefSeq and is a predicted model, not a curated record. Gene Ontology annotation, biological process: melanocyte differentiation; lysosome localization; protein localization to membrane.